AUGAUUGAAAGGGGAGAUAUGAAAGCAUUGCAAGACGCGUUUGAGGACAAGAAAAAGGAGUCUAGACCAAAAGACGUGUCUUUACCUUGUGAAUCGAAUUCUGCUUUCAAGAAAAGAAAAUCUAGCUUUUCACCCAUUGAAAAAGCAUUUGGUGUUGCAGUCAGGGACCAAUUGGAUGAAGAAAUUGCCAUAAUGUUUUAUACUGGAGGUUUGGCUUUUAAUUUAGCAAGGAAUCCUCACUACCAUAGGUCUUAUCAGUUUGUUGCUGCCAACAAAAUUGAUGGAUAUGUGCCUCCGGGUUAUAAUAAGUUGAGGACGACGUUGUUACAGAAAGAGAGAAACCAUGUUGAGGGAUUAUUGGUACCGCUUAAGUCAACCUGGAGAGAAAAAGGGAUGAAAAUUGUGUCUGAUGGUUGGAGUGAUCCUACAAGAAAACCUUUGAUUAAUUUCAUUGGUAUUUCUGGAAGUGCUCCUCUAUUUCUCAAGGCUGUGGAUUGCUUUGGCGAAGUUAAAGAUAAGUUCUUCAUUUCUAAUUUAAUGAAAGAAGUUAUUAAUGAAGUGGGUCAUCAAAAAGUUGUGCAAAUCAUCACUGACAAUGCAGCAAAUUGUAAGGCGGCUGGAGAGAUUAUUGAAUGUUCUUAUCCUCACAUUUAUUGGACGCCUUGUGUUGUACAUACGUUGAAUCUUGCAUUGAAGAAUAUAUGUGCAGCAAGGAAUGUGGAAUCAAAUCUUGAGAGAUAUGAGGCGUGCAAUUGGAUAACACAUGUUCUUGCAAUAAAAAUUAUAUCAUGA
This is a messenger RNA of Capsella rubella, 792 nucleotides long. RefSeq lists its product as uncharacterized. The coding region runs from base 1 to 792 and encodes 263 amino acids. The transcript has a single exon. The record is from RefSeq and is a predicted model, not a curated record. NCBI's taxonomy places the organism in Eukaryota, Viridiplantae, Streptophyta, Magnoliopsida, Brassicales, Brassicaceae.